Messenger RNA from Cavia porcellus (domestic guinea pig), 1552 nucleotides. It is a transcript of the gene Hpcal1, whose product is annotated as hippocalcin like 1. The transcript is spliced from 6 exons. Gene Ontology annotation, molecular function: calcium ion binding. The record is from RefSeq and is a predicted model, not a curated record. The coding region runs from base 381 to 962 and encodes 193 amino acids. Lineage: Eukaryota; Metazoa; Chordata; Mammalia; Rodentia; Caviidae.
ACGGCGGCGGACCGAGGAUCGGCGGGCCGGGGCGCCCACACCGCGCUGGCUGCCCGGCCUCCGGCUUCCUUUUGUCUGUCCAGGCGGCGAUGAGCGUAAGACCCGUGUGGAGCCUGCGGGCGCACGGACGCCCGCGCUCCUAGCCGCCUCUCGGGCCUCGGGUAGCCAUCCGCGGAGCGCGUCCUGCCCCGGACCGACAGGAUCUUGCUAAAUUGCCUGGGCUGAACUGGAACUUGUGAUCCUCCUUCCCCAGCCUCCCGAAGUGCUGGCAUUACAGGGGCAUGGUCUAGCUGCCCAUCGCGCCCGUGCACCUGCCGGGAGCCGCUGACCCCUGCCGCGUGUCGCUCUCCACUCAGCCCCAGGGGCAGUUUCUGGCCACCAUGGGCAAGCAGAACAGCAAGCUUCGGCCCGAGGUGCUGCAGGACCUGCGUGAGAACACGGAGUUCACUGACCACGAGCUGCAGGAGUGGUACAAGGGCUUCCUCAAGGACUGCCCCACUGGCCACCUGACUGUGGAUGAGUUCAAGAAGAUCUAUGCCAACUUCUUCCCUUACGGCGACGCCUCCAAGUUCGCCGAGCAUGUCUUCCGCACCUUCGACACCAACGGCGACGGCACCAUUGACUUCCGGGAGUUCAUCAUCGCGUUGAGUGUGACGUCACGGGGAAAGCUGGAGCAGAAGCUCAAGUGGGCCUUCAGCAUGUACGACCUGGACGGCAACGGCUACAUCAGCCGCAGUGAGAUGCUGGAGAUCGUGCAGGCCAUCUACAAGAUGGUGUCGUCUGUGAUGAAGAUGCCAGAGGAUGAGUCCACCCCGGAAAAGCGGACGGACAAGAUCUUCAGACAGAUGGACACCAACAACGAUGGCAAGCUGUCCCUGGAAGAGUUCAUCAAAGGUGCCAAGAGCGACCCCUCCAUCGUGCGGCUGCUGCAGUGCGACCCCAGCAGCGCCAGCCAGUUCUGAGCUCGGGACGGACACUGCACCCUCAGCUUUGCUUGUGAAAGCGGACGCCUCGCCUGCCCUCCUGCCGUCCCCACUCCGGCUGGCCCAGCCUUGCCUGGUGACUCACAGCCCCUGCCCCCGUGGCUGUGCCUCCCCCUCCAUCUGACCAGCGUGAGGCCCCCUCCCACCUGGCCUGGUCCCUCCAUGGCGACGCCUAGGGAUGGGGCCCUGUGCAGGGCAGAGCUGCUGGCUCCGGGCUCUGGGCAGGACUUCUGGGAGUGCAUUGAGGCCGCCAUAAUGGGUGAUUUCACUGAGUGUGGACAGGCAAGCCCUCCCUCUGAGCAUGGCCCGCCCCGCGUCCAUGUGUGACCAAAGCUGCUUGCUCGUGACACCUGUGGUCCUUCUUUCCGUACCUAAGUUAUGUGUAUGCUGCUGUGGGGUGGGACGCAGGUCCCUAUUUAAAGCCCCCGGCGCUGUGCAGCAUGGUCCUGUGGCCUGUGGCCGUCUGUGGUGUUGCUGUCUCACGAUGCAUGCUGGCCAGAGGCAGUUGUGUGAUCGUCCUUCCUGUCAAUUGGUCUGGCAUUUCCGGUAUUAAAUGAUCCAAUAAGCGA